AUGGCUCAGACGCCUGACACCGCUAAGAGAUCAAUCAAGCUCACGAGAGAACUUGCUCAAGUGCCCAUUACGUCUGUAGCGUUCUACACUACACCAACUGGCAGACGAUACAUCUUGGCUGGCGAAGAUGGCGACCUUGUCAUAUAUGACUGUGCUGCCAGUGGCACUAAACCACCCAUCUUUCGGAUAUCUGUGUUUGAAGACCAGCCUGUGCACGGCAUCCGGGUUCAUAAGGAUGAAACCACUUCCAGCAGCAGAAUCCUCAUAUGGGGAGCAUCAUACUUGGCUCUCCUGGACGGCAACCCUCUCAAUAAGGCACAACAGCCCGUGAUUCUGGCAACCACAACAGCUCUAGAUUGGAUCUACGACGCAGCCAUAUCACCAUGGGAUUCAUCACUCGCCGCUUUGGCCACCGCUCACAAUGAAGUCAUCCCAAUGACAUACGACUCUGCCACUCGCACCUUAUCUCUCGGUGCUGUAAUCUCACCAUCCAGACCAAUGCUCUACGCGUCCCAUCUGCGAUGGACAUCACCAACUUGUGUCCUCGUCGCAGCGGGAACCGUAUUCGGCGACGUCAUAGUCUGGAAAUAUCACCCAAACGUCUCCUCCCACACAACCCUCUAUGUACUCCGCGGUCACGAGGGAUCCAUCUACGGAGUCGACAUUUCUCCAGAGUUGACACGAAACGGCAUGCCGGUGCGCCUCCUCGCAAGCUGUAGUGAUGAUCGGACCAUACGAGUAUGGGACAUCAGUGAACACGAGGGACCUCACGAAUCUACGCUUAACGGGGCCGUGGAAACGGGCUUCAAAGCAGCAGAGCGGUAUGACGAGGUGCAGACUACUUCUGACGGAGAAGUUGUUCCCGUAGCGGUAGCAAUGGGCCAUGCCUCUCGCAUCUGGGGUGUGAAAUUCGCAGUCGAAGAGGGACAUGGUCUCGACGAGAAACUCCCUCUAUAUUCCUUCGGAGAAGACGCCACUACACAACGAUGGGAAUUGUCUCUCGGUGCAGACACGCCAUUGUCGGGUGUUAUUUCGCACCGACACACGUAUCCGCUACACAAUGGGAAGCAUCUCUGGGCACGAGCGCUGGACGUACGACGUGGGAGAAUUGGCAUUGCUACCGGCGGCGGAGACAGCAAGAUCAGUUUCAUUGAAGAAGAGGAGGGUGACUCGGAAGCCGGCACCAAGGUAUUGACGAUAGAUGUGCCUGAUCUGUUGCACUCGUUGUCGAAUUCCGCUGGUGCUCGUGAGAUGAUUAGUCGGUAUGACUUUAUCCUCGAUGACAAUCUACUUGCCAUUACGAACUUGGGGAACGUAUUCCUCGGCACAUUGUCACAGCAUAAAUGGGAAGAAGUCCCUGUAGGUGAGGACAUCGCCGCAGACUUGAAAUUAUGCUACGCCCUACGGAAAGUAGGUCGCGAUGCGGCCGUGAUAGGAACCACCAACGGCAAGGUCUUCCUCUUUCAGAACCGGCAAAUCAAGCUCGUGGGGGAUGUGGCAGGCAGAGUCACAGAUGUCAACGUACUCUCCUGUACGUCCAACAUCGAACUACUGGUUCAUCUACACGGGUCUCCAUCAUCGCGGUACUUGACCCUCUCGCCGACAGGAGACCUCCUCUACGAGCAGGCAAUUACAAACCUCGACGCCAGAUUCGUUGCCAUAUCUGCCACAAGACUAGACGAACUACUCAUCAUGGGCUCCAGACACGGCUGGAUAUCCGUCCUCUCACUCAAAGACAAAAAAUGGCAGCCCCUUCUAGAUAUAGCAUCCCGAUCCCGCGACGCAAUCACCUGCAUCGUUCCCCUGCCACCAACACAAAACCCACACUCAAAGUCAUACAUCCUAGCCACAAGCCGCGACGGCAAAUACAGAAUCUACGAAGUCCAUCGGACCCCCAGCCUCACACUCACCCUCCUCCACGAGACGAGUCUCCCCUUCGGCCCCAUGAUAGAAGGCGCAUGGUUCACAACAUCCCCCAAACCACAACUCCUCCUCUACGGCUUCCGAAGCAAAGACUUCGUUAUCUGGAACGAGUCCACGAGAGAGGAACUCGCCACCGUAGAUUGCGGCGGCGCCCACCGCACAUUUCGCCUCAGUCACGACCUGUCGAAACCCGAACGAUACAGAUUCGCAUACACCCGUACAUCCAAGCUGUGCAUCUACUCGCAGGCUCGUGUGCCGUACCGCACAGUCAGAUCCGGCACGCACGGCCGUGAGAUUCGAGCAUUGAGCGCUAAUAAGCGGUAUGUUGCGUCGGGAGCUGAAGACACGUCGAUUAGGAUAUGGGAGUAUGUUGCUGGGGAUGGGCCGCAGAUGCGGUACUUGGCGUGUAUGAAGGCACAUGUAACGGGGAUCCAGAAACUACAUUGGUUUGAGGAUGAUUAUCUGUUUAGCAGUGCUGGGAAUGAGGAGUUUUUUGUGUGGCGAGUUCGGACUUUGGAUUCUGCGUAUGCUGGUCUGGCGGUUGUGUGUGAGGGCGUGUUUACGGAUAAGAGUCCGAUAGGAGACUUGCGCAUCAUGGAUUUUGAUGUGUCUAGGAGGGUUGAGGGGGGGAAGGUCGUCAUAUCCUUGGCUUUUUCUAAUUCGAUGGUCAAGACGUAUGAUUUUGGGGAUGACGGGAGUUUCACGUUAAUCUCCAGCGGGCUCUACACCGGCGCUUGCAUCACGCAGCUGAGACAUCUCUCCCAUGAGGAUGGACAACUUUGGAUAAUGACGGCUUCAACAGAUGGACAUGUUUGUCUGUGGGAUACGAUAAUGGAGGGCUCUGGAGUCGGAAGCUUUACACUACGGGCUGCCGCUCAAGUACAUCAGAGCACAAUUAAGAGCCUCGACAUGGUCAGAGUCGGCGACGAUAUCCAAAUAUUGACAGGAGGCGACGAUAAUGGUAUUGGGUACACGGAAAUUACGGAGGUCAAGGAUGAAUCCGGUAGCACAGGGUACAAGUUUGCGUCUCGUGGAAUUGUUCGAAGAGCUCACGCCGCAGCAAUCAAUGGUGUUGCCUUGUUACUACAGGAUCACGCUGACCACAACGGCGACAUCCUUGGUGUAAGCGUCAGUAACGAUCAGCGCAUCAAGGUGUGGCAAAUCGCGAAGAACAAUCCCCGAAGAGUCGCGCUGCUGAGUUCCAUGAACAGUGGUGUAGCUGAUCCCGGUGACAUCGCGGUCGUUUGUCAAGGGGGUUCGCGUCAGGUGAUCCUGGGCGGUGUUGGACUUGAGGCAUGGAGUGUAUCGAAAUGA
Molecule: messenger RNA, 3237 nt
Organism: Pochonia chlamydosporia 170
Lineage: Eukaryota; Fungi; Ascomycota; Sordariomycetes; Hypocreales; Clavicipitaceae
Product: WD repeat-containing protein
Exons: 2
Coding region: 1-3237 (1078 amino acids)
Biological process (GO): tRNA methylation
Cellular component (GO): cytoplasm
Molecular function (GO): protein binding
Source: RefSeq, a predicted model, not a curated record